Molecule: messenger RNA, 1291 nt
Organism: Lemur catta (Ring-tailed lemur)
Lineage: Eukaryota; Metazoa; Chordata; Mammalia; Primates; Lemuridae
Gene: SCRT1
Product: scratch family transcriptional repressor 1
Exons: 2
Coding region: 116-1168 (350 amino acids)
Biological process (GO): regulation of DNA-templated transcription
Molecular function (GO): DNA-binding transcription factor activity, RNA polymerase II-specific; RNA polymerase II cis-regulatory region sequence-specific DNA binding
Source: RefSeq, a predicted model, not a curated record
GUGGGGACCUGCUCUGCCUACGCUGCUCCUCGGAUGGUGACGGGGCCCCGCCGCGGCCGCAGUCCCCCUGAGCCCCGGCUCCACAGGCCCGCAGCGCCGGAGUCCCACAGGAAUCAUGCCCAGGUCCUUCUUGGUCAAGAAGGUCAAACUUGACACAUUUUCUUCGGCAGACCUGGAGAGCUCCUACGGGCGCGCCCGCAGCGACCUCGGCGUGCGACUGCACGAUAAAGGAUACCUCAGCGACUACGUGGGGCCCUCGUCCGUCUACGAUGGCGACGCCGAGGCGGCGUUGCUCAAAGGGCCGUCCCCAGAGCCCAUGUACGCUGCAGCCGUGCGGGGAGAGCUGGGUCCUGCGGCCGCUGGCUCGGCGCCGCCGCCCACCCCGCGCCCGGAGCUGGCCACAGCUGCGGGCGGCUACAUCAACGGCGACGCUGCAGUCAGCGAGGGCUACGCGGCCGACGCCUUCUUCAUCACCGACGGGCGCUCGCGCCGUAAGGCUGCCAAUGCCAAUGCUGCUGCCGCUCCCUCUACGGCCUCAGCGGCGGCCCCAGAUGGGGACGUCGGAGUCGGGGGCGGGGCGGGCGCGCGCAGCUCGGGAUCCGGGGCCGGGGGCCGGGGCGGCACGCGUGCGGGGGCAGGCACCGAGGCGCGCGCGGGGCCAGGGGUGGCAGGCACUGGUGGCCGGCACGCGUGCGGCGAGUGCGGCAAAACGUACGCCACGUCGUCGAACCUGAGCCGGCACAAGCAGACGCACCGCAGCCUGGACAGCCAACUGGCGCGGCGGUGCCCGACGUGUGGCAAGGUGUACGUGUCCAUGCCGGCCAUGGCCAUGCACCUGCUCACGCACGACCUGCGCCACAAGUGCGGCGUGUGCGGCAAAGCCUUCUCUCGACCCUGGCUACUGCAGGGCCACAUGCGCUCGCACACCGGCGAGAAACCCUUCGGCUGCGCGCACUGCGGCAAGGCCUUCGCCGACCGCUCCAACCUGCGCGCACACAUGCAGACGCACUCGGCCUUCAAGCACUUCCAGUGCAAGCGCUGCAAGAAGAGCUUCGCGCUCAAGUCUUAUCUCAACAAGCACUACGAGUCGGCCUGCUUCAAGGGCGGCGCUGGCAGCGGCGGCCCCGCGGCCCCUGCGCCGCCACAGCUCAGCCCUGUGCAGGCCUAGGGCGGGGGGGCCUCCGCCAGCCAGGUCGGCUCUCAGCAAUACGGGCCCCCAGGGAAGUCCCUGCCGGCGUCCAGGAGGAGGGGCCGGAGGGCGGGCCCCUCCUCACAGCAAUAGGGGGAGGGG